CACAGCGGCCGGCCACCACGCGCACUGAGCCAGCUGCACACAAGUCUGCAACAGCCCAGUGGACUGCAGUCAGAAUGAGGAUUGUGUUGGGAGACCAGUGGAUAGAAAGCAGCCUGGUUUUGAUGGGUAUUGUGACACUUUCUCUUUCCCUGGGAAACCUCUCAAGCCGAGGACAGGAGGAGGGUGUCGCUUCUAACAGUUUGGAGGAUGAACAGGAAGUAACCACAUACUGGUGGGGAGAGUGGGCCAAAUGGACUGCAUGCACACGUACCUGUGGAGGUGGAGUGAUGUCACAAGAGAGACACUGUCUAAAGCAAAGAAAGAGAACAACAGCUGGCAAGAACAAUAUGACCUGUACAGGCAGUGCCAAAAAAUACCGCCUCUGCAAUACCAAGGAUUGCCCCUCGACUGGAAGCAGCUUCAGAGAGGAGCAGUGCUGGUCGUUCAAUUCACAGAUUUACAAUGGCAAAAGCUAUGAUUGGAAACCCCUCUACCCUGACGACUAUGUGCAUAUCUCCAGCAACCCCUGUGACCUGCACUGCACGACCACCGAUGGCCAGCGGCAGCUCAUGGUGCCGGCCCGGGACGGCACGUCCUGCAAGUACAGCAGCUACAGGGGAGUGUGUGUAAAUGGCAGGUGUGAGCCAAUCGGGUGCGAUGGAGUGCUCUUCUCCGCCAAAAUACUGGACAAGUGUGGUGUCUGUCAAGGGGACGGCAGCAGCUGCAGCAGAGUCACCGGCAACUUCCGACGUGGGGCAUCCACUCUGGGAUAUUCUUUCAUCACUCAAAUCCCUGAGGGCUCAUGGGAUAUCCAGAUAAUUGAGAGGAAAAAGUCAGCUGAUAUCUUAGCUGUGACAGACCAGGCUGGGAAUUUUUUCUUCAACGGCGCGUACAAAGUGGACGCCCCUCAGAACUUCCACGCCGCGGGCACCAUCUUCAAGUACCGGCGGCCCACCGAUGUGUACGAAACAGGGAUCGAGUACAUCGUGGCCAAAGGGCCCAUCGACCAGCCCAUCAAUGUUCUGGUGUGGAACCAGAACGGUCGGAACCCCUACAUCACCUACGAGUACACGGUCCUGCGGGACGCUCUCCCUCCGGUCUCCCAGCCGCCGCUGUACACGGGGCCGGACGCCGGGGGGAACGCAGACGUCUCGGUGGAGGUGGGCCGCGUGCUGACGCAGAACGAGACGGUGUACGACAGCGCGGGUCAGGAGGGCGAGGCCGGCCGCCUGCUGAGGCCCGGUGCGGGCGCGGAGACGGCGGCCGGUGGCGGAACGGGGGCCGGGGCGGGGGCCGGCGAGGGCCCGAAGAUCGGCCAGGUGUCCAACGAGGUGUACGCGGAAACGGCCGCAGGCGUGGACUGCGAGGACGGAGGGGCUCCGGCAACGCCACAGCAGCCCGGACUCUCAGAGGGCAAUAGCAGCCAGCCCAGUAGCUUGGUCGCCCCACCGUUAGCCACGCCCAACAGGCUCGGGGACUCGGAGAACCUCAUCUGGCGAAUGCUGAUGGGCGAGUCGGUCGGCCAGGACAAGCUGAUGGUCAACAUCACGACCAAUCAGCUCCUGACGCAGGGCGAGGGGCAGUUCUCGGCCGAGAUGGGCCCGCUGGAGCUGGACUACGGGAGCCUGGAGGCGAACGCCGGCUUCAGCCUCAACGGCUCCGCGCUGCUGGAGUUCACGCUGGGGCGCCGGGGCAACGAGACGGGAGACCUGCCCCUCCUCAACAGGACCCUGUUCCCCGGCCUGAGGAACGGAAACCGCACAAGUCGAACCAGGAAUCAUCAGAAAUUCCUGCAAAAGAAUUUCAAGCUGAGUCCAGCUGACAUGUACCGCUGGAAACUCUCCUCUCAAGAGCCCUGCAGCAUGACCUGCUCCAUCGGUGUGUCCAGAUCCUUCGCCAUGUGUGUCCGUUACGACGGCGUGGAGGUGGAAGACAGGCACUGUGACGCUCUGACCCGACCCGAGCCUGUCCACGACUUCUGCAUUGGCAGAGAGUGCCAGCCCAGGUGGGAGGCCAGCAGCUGGAGUGAGUGCUCGCGCACCUGCGGCGAGGGCUUCCAGUUCCGGCUGGUGCGCUGCUGGAAGAUGCUGUCGCCGGGCCUGGACAGCUCCGUCUACAACGACCUCUGCACGCUGGCUGACCUAGAGCGCCCCCCGGAGCGCCGGCCCUGCAAGAGCCCCACCUGCGGCCCGCAGUGGGAGGUGGCCGAGUGGUCCGAGUGUCCCGCCAAGUGUGGAAGCAGGGCCCUGGUCUCGCGUGACGUCAGGUGCUCGGACGAAACCAGGCCGUGUGAGGAAUCCACCCGUCCGCCACCAGCCAAGAACUGUACAGGGCCUCCGUGUGAGAGACAGUGGACGGUGUCUGAGUGGGGGCCGUGCUCGGGGUCAUGUGGGCAAGGGAAAAUGGUCCGUCACGUGUACUGCAAGACCCCCGAGGGUCGAGUGGUUCCCGAGACCCAGUGCUCCUCAGAGAGCAAGCCCCUGGCCAUUCACCCCUGCGGGGAUAAGGACUGCCCACCACACUGGCUGGCGCAAGAUUGGGAGAGGUGCAACACCACGUGUGGCCGCGGCACCAAGCAGAGGAUAGUUCAGUGUGCGGGCAUCGCCGGGGGCAAGUUCCAGACCCAUGACGACGAGUCGUGCGACCCUGGCGACCGGCCCGAGCACGAGAGCACCUGCUUCGAGAGGCCCUGCUUCAAGUGGUACACCACGCCGUGGUCAGGGUGCACUAAGACCUGUGGGAUAGGAGUGCGCAUGCGGGAUGUGAAGUGCUACCAGGGACGGGAGCUGGUCAGAGGAUGCGACCCGCUGACCAAACCUGUGGCCAAGCAGACCUGUGCCCUUCAGCCCUGCCCAACAGAACCUCCAGAUGAGAACUGCAAUGACCGUCCCACCACAAACUGCUCGCUGGCCCUGAAGGUGAACCUGUGCAGCCACUGGUACUACAGCAAAGCCUGCUGCCACUCCUGCCGGACCCUCCGCUCCUCCUAGUCGCCCCUGCCCAGGCCUGGGAGGGCCAGCAUGGACAGCGGUGGUCCUGGCUCGUGCUGCUUCAGUUGGCCGCGACACACUCAUUUUUGUCUGUUUUCAGAGAUGGGAGCCAUAGAUGAACUCUGACCCCACUGGUCCAGACCUCCAGGAGGUACCCCCCCCCCCCCCCCCAUAUAACUUUCUGCCAUAGGAUGCAUUCUACAAAAAAUAUAGGGUACCCAAAUAAAUGGUUCACAGUAAA
Sardina pilchardus (European sardine) is the source of this 3231-nucleotide messenger RNA. RefSeq names its product ADAMTS-like 2 (gene adamtsl2). Gene Ontology annotation, biological process: extracellular matrix organization; proteolysis. NCBI's taxonomy places the organism in Eukaryota, Metazoa, Chordata, Actinopteri, Clupeiformes, Clupeidae. Gene Ontology annotation, molecular function: metalloendopeptidase activity. The transcript has 19 exons. The coding region runs from base 75 to 2990 and encodes 971 amino acids. Gene Ontology annotation, cellular component: extracellular matrix. The record is from RefSeq and is a predicted model, not a curated record.